Leptopilina boulardi is the source of this 1994-nucleotide messenger RNA. RefSeq names its product trypsin-1. Gene Ontology annotation, biological process: proteolysis. The record is from RefSeq and is a predicted model, not a curated record. The coding region runs from base 299 to 1306 and encodes 335 amino acids. Lineage: Eukaryota; Metazoa; Arthropoda; Insecta; Hymenoptera; Figitidae. The transcript is spliced from 6 exons. Gene Ontology annotation, molecular function: serine-type endopeptidase activity.
UUCCGGCGCGACAUGUCGGAACGAGAGAUGGUGAAAGCAAACCAACAAUCUCAUCAAGAUUCUUGUGAUCUUCAGUAAUCUUUUGAUACAAAUUUUCGUGCUCACAACAUUCGGUUGUCGGUUAUUUUUUUCCUCGCACCGAGACGAAAAAUACACGCUUUUAUAAUGCGCGUUCAUCGGAGAUUUAUUUUAUAUUAUAAGUGUUGUGACCAAGUAAAAAUAGUUGGAUAAAAAAAUUAUUUGAAAAAAAAAAAUUAAAUUCGAGUUUUUUUUUUAAUAGAAAAAGAGUUUAAAGUUUAUGGUAAAUUUUUCUUCUUGGAGAAUGGAUUUGUUUAAUAAGAUCAGUGUCAAUGUAAUUGUGCUUGUUAUUUAUUUUAUUAUAAUUGGACAAGGCUAUAAAGUGAAUUUAAAUAAUUAUGGACAUGAAGAAAAUGAUGUUUUUUUAAAGAAAAACAAUCGAUCGGGAAAAUUUUUGUUUGACGAAAUAUUUGGAGUGGACAUUACGGGCACAGAUUCAGAUGUUGAAACAGAAGCAGAAAAAAUACGAAAUUGUUCCUGUGAAUGUGGGAUUACAAAUCAAGAGAUAAGAAUUGUGGGUGGAAAACCGACUCUUCCACAUAAAUAUCCUUGGAUAGCGAGGAUUGUUUAUGAUGGGAAAUUUCACUGCGGUGCUAGUCUACUUACAAACGAUUAUGUGAUAACUGCAGCUCAUUGUGUCAGAAAGUUGCAGAGAACGAAAAUUAGAGUAAUUUUGGGAGAUCACGAUCAAUAUGUGAACAGUGAUGGAGUAGCAAAAAUGAGAGCAGUUAGACAAAUAAUACGACAUCGAAAUUUUGAUAUGUAUUCAUUUAAUCACGAUGUAGCUUUACUUCGAUUGCGAAAACCAGUAACAUUUUCAAAAUCAAUCAAACCAGCCUGCUUACCCAAUUCAGAUGAAGAUCCUGGGGGUAAGGAGGGUACUGUCGUUGGUUGGGGACGUACGAAAGAAGGAGGAAUGCUUCCUGGUGAAGUUCACGAGGUUCAAGUUCCAAUUUACUCUCUUACACAGUGUCGGAAUAUGAAAUAUCGAGCCAGCCGUAUCACUGACAACAUGAUAUGUGCCGGACGAGGAUCGCAAGACUCUUGCCAAGGUGAUAGUGGUGGUCCAUUACUUGUGCAAGAAGGUGAUAAAUUAGAAUUGAAAGGAAUAGUAUCUUGGGGAGUAGGAUGUGGAAGAGCUGGUUAUCCCGGCGUCUAUACGAGAGUUUCCAAAUACUUGAACUGGAUUCGUACAAAUAUGAAAGAUUCGUGUCAUUGCAUUACCUGAACAUUCCUAGUUGCAUUUUAUAUAAAAUUCAAUCAUAAAGUUAAAUUCUGGUUACGUAAGCGGAAAACUUCUAUUAUGAAAUUCAAUACAAUUUAAAUGCUAUAUUGCUCAUAAUAAUUCUUAAAAAAAUAUUCUUAAAGAAAAAUAAAAAUUUAUGAAAACAUUCUAAAAUAGGGGCUAAGAAUUUAUUUGAAGAAUUGCAAAAAUAUUAAAAUGACACGAAAAAACUGUACAAUAAAAAAAGAAACUCACUGUACAGAAAAAAAAGCUCAAAAAUGUGUGAUAUUUUACAGCAAAUACAUAUUAUUUAUAAACAAACAAGUUCAAUAUUCAUGUAACAAAUUAAUUUUAAUAGAAUAAUUCUCUCUAGUGACGAAAAAUACAAAAUUUUUAAAUUUAGAUCAAAUUUUAAUUAAAAAUUUGUAAAAUAGGUUUAUUAAUUUUUAGAAUAAGAAGGGAAAAAACAAUAAGAUGUAAAACAAGUGUAAAUGCACAACUGUAAUUGAACUAAUUUAUGUAAAUUCUAUUGCGGUCGUGCAGUAAUUUAACGGUUCUCUAUAUCGUACCAAAGCUGCUAUCAUAAAGAUAUUUUUUAAAGAAGAAAAAAAAUAUGUCAUCAUUGUAAAGAACUGAAAAAUUAUUUUUUUAAAAAAAUAAAUAUUUAUAAAUAAAAAAUUAUUAAAAUUGA